UUCAGUAUCGCUAGCUUGUCAGCCCAAACGGACCGCGUCUGCACUGUCCUGCAAUAAAAGGCAAUGAAGCGCUUCUUUGGCUGCUUCUGAGCGACCUCAUCGUUUAAACUUCGUUUCCCUCCUCCGUAAUGGUGAAUUAAAAUGGUCAUUGUCAAGGUUUACGUCGCUUCGUCAAGUGGAUCUCUGGCAGUGAAAAAGCAACAGCAGGCGGUGGUGGGUUUCCUGGAGGCCAACGGAAUCGAGUUCCAGCAAGUGGACAUCGCCAUGCUGGAGGAGCAGCGGCUGUGGAUGUACCGCCACAUCCCUUGCGACAAGCGGCCGCACGGAGGCAACCCGCUGCCCCCGCAGAUCUUCAGCGGCGAUCGCUACUGUGGGGACUAUGAGGACUUUUUCCGCUCGAAAGAAAAUAACAGCGUGUUUGCCUUCCUGGGCGUCGCCGCUCAAGAUUCUGACCAGCAGGAGUCUUAGAAGGCACAAAGGUGAAAACUCCUCCCGGCCGUGUGGAUGCCGAACGUGCACGGGACUCCUUCGAAAAGUUCUUGUACAUGUUGAUCGAGACUCCACCCCCCACCCAGAAAAGGGAGCGACUACAAUCAUGUCAUUUUUGGUCACCCUGCGUGCUCAGCAGCCAUGCACACUGCACCCGUUUCGAUUAGGUGUACCUAAUGUUGUGGCCACUAGCGUGCGUUUGAAUCGUCCAUUUUCGAUAUUUUCCAUGUGCUGUGCCAUCGUGUUAAAUGUACAUGAUUGUGAUUUUUAUGAUAUUUGUGGAGAGUGAUGUCACAUUGCAAAAUAAAGUUGAUGAAUUUUCUGCA
This is a messenger RNA of Syngnathus acus (greater pipefish), 815 nucleotides long. RefSeq names its product SH3 domain binding glutamate-rich protein like 2 (gene sh3bgrl2). Gene Ontology annotation, cellular component: cytoplasm. The transcript is spliced from 4 exons. The record is from RefSeq and is a predicted model, not a curated record. Bases 142 to 468 code for a protein of 108 amino acids. Lineage: Eukaryota; Metazoa; Chordata; Actinopteri; Syngnathiformes; Syngnathidae.